This is a messenger RNA of Erythranthe guttata (spotted monkey flower), 1192 nucleotides long. RefSeq lists its product as uncharacterized. The record is from RefSeq and is a predicted model, not a curated record. Lineage: Eukaryota; Viridiplantae; Streptophyta; Magnoliopsida; Lamiales; Phrymaceae.
CAACAGAUAUCAAGGGUAAAAUAGUCAUUUCAAGGGUACGUGCAUAGUACUAUCAUCAAUUCGGAAUUCCAACAGAGAGGAAGACCAAAAGACCUAGAAAAACAGUAGACUCUCAAAAUGAUCUUCCGAUUCUAUAUAAUGCCACACCUAUAACCACUCUCCGAUCACUCACAGUCAAUACAUCAAGUGAUAAAAUGGCGGAAAAAUCAAAAUUGAAACUUGUGUUCUCCGACGAUGAAAGCAGCGGCGACGACGACUACGAUUCCGGCAACGACGUUGAUCUCGGCCUUUCGUUGGAUAAACUGAAUCUCGGCCCUAAGAAGAAGCUUCUCGUGCUCUGCCUUGGCGGAUUACUGGUUCACAGGGUUCACCUGAAGAAUCAGUCCACUGUUCGAGGACUUCGCCCCGACGUCGUUUAUGGAAAAUUCUGGGUUUUUAAGAGGCCAUUUUGCACUGAUUUCCUGAAAUUCUGCUUCGAACGAUUUGAAGUUGCGCUGUGGUCCUCUGCAAUGGAACACAAUAUAGAAGGUAUUUUGGAUAAUAUCACUGGUGGAAUGAGGAACAAGUUCCUGUUUGUUUGGAAUCAAGAUGAAUGCAUGGAAUCAGAUUAUUUCUGCCUCCAUAACAAUAAAAAGCCACUGUUUCUGAAGAAGACGAAAGACCUGUGGGAGAAGAAGUCAUUAAAGGGACAAUACUCUGCUUCGAACACUCUCUUGAUUGACGACGAACCCCACACGUGCCUCCUCAAUCCGCCUAAUACAGCAAUUUUCCCUCAACCGUACAAGAAGCACGACAGGGGAGAUACCUUACUAGGUCCAGAUGGAGAGCUUCGAAAAUACCUGAAUGGCGUAGCGGAUGCUGAAGAUGUUCAGUCUUAUGUUAAAGAUCAUAAGAUUGGACAGCCUGCGAUUACACCGGAACAUCCAGAUUGGAACUUCUAUUCCAAGGUUGUUCGUCGUUAUGGCAAGAAAGAAGAAACAACUGCUGAAGGUUCCUCAUCUAAGUGAAUAUUAUUGAGUGAUGGGAUUUGCUAUGAAAUGAGUAUUGAAUAAUAUGAAUUUAAAACAAUUAUGAUGUAAUGAAUUUGUGUAGCUCCCCUUGGUUAUGGUUCUCUCUUUUUGAAGCUUUGAAGUGUUAUUAAGUAAUGUUUCUGUUGUUCCUGAAAAUGCAAGUUUUGCUCUUUCGUGAUGAA